UACUCACUAAGCAAAAUAAAAUAAAACAAAUUGUGUUGAAAACAGAAAGAAAUUUUUGAUACAUAUAUUUAAUUUUUUCAAAAUAAUACACUCACUGGAAAAAAUUUUAAGGAACAACAAUCGUACCACAUUUUAGACGCCCGAACGUUAACGUCUGUUUAACUGUGGUAUUGAAAAAAAAUUUUAUUUAAAACUACAAUACAUUUUUUUUAUCCCUAUUCUGCUGUUGAAUUACUGGAGGUAGCUGUUACAAUGGAUUCGGAUGAGGACGCGUUGAACGAUAUAGAUUCUGGCAAUGAAUCUAGUGGAGAUGAUGUGGAUUUUGCCAUGGAAGUUGAUGUGCGCCAUGAGCGUGAAAAGAACCAGGACGUUGACGAUUUUCCCUUUGAAGUUUUAUCUACUGACAAUAUCGUUCAACACAUGAUUGACUGUAUCAAGGAAGUUAAUACCGUGCUUCAAAUGCCAGCUACAACUACUCGUAUUUUAUUGAAUCAUUUUAAAUGGGAUAAAGAAAAAUUGAUGGAACGGUUUUAUGAUGGAGACCAAGAAAAAUUAUUUUCAGAAGCUAGAGUAAUAAAUCCAUUUAAAAGAACUCAACCUAUUAUACACAGGCCAACAUCUACACGUAGCAGUAGAAGUGUUUCUGGAAUGGAAGAUUGUGCUAUAUGUUUUACAAGGCUUCCAACCAAUAUGAUGACUGGAUUAGAAUGUAACCAUCGAUUCUGUACACAGUGCUGGACAGAAUAUUUAACUACAAAAAUUAUUGAAGAAGGUGUUGGUCAAACAAUUGCAUGUGCAGCUAGUGGAUGUGAUAUAUUAGUAGAUGAUGCCACUGUUAUGCGAUUAGUCAAAGACCCAAAAGUUCGAAUGAAAUACCAACAUCUAAUAACAAAUAGUUUUGUUGAAUGUAAUCGGUUAUUACGUUGGUGUCCAUCACCGGACUGCAACAAUGUCAUAAAAGCCCAAUAUAUUGACUCUAAACCAGUUAUAUGUCGAUGUUUACAUGUGUUUUGUUUUGUGUGUGGAGAAAAUUGGCAUGAUCCAGUUAAAUGUAAUCUAUUAAGGAAAUGGAUCAAAAAGUGUGAUGAUGAUUCUGAAACUUCAAACUGGAUAGCAGCUAAUACUAAAGAAUGCCCUAAGUGUAAUGUCACUAUAGAAAAAGAUGGUGGUUGCAACCACAUGGUUUGUAAAAAUCAAAAUUGCAAAACUGACUUUUGUUGGGUUUGUCUAGGACCAUGGGAACCACAUGGAUCUUCAUGGUAUAAUUGUAACCGAUAUGAUGAAGAAGAAGCUAAAGCAGCUAGAGAUGCUCAAGAAAGAUCUAGAGCAGCGUUACAGAGGUACCUUUUCUACUGUAACCGUUACAUGAAUCAUAUGCAAUCACUAAAAUUUGAACACAAGCUUUAUGCUAGUGUUAAAGAAAAAAUGGAAGAAAUGCAACAACAUAACAUGUCAUGGAUUGAGGUACAAUUUUUAAAAAAAGCUGUUGAUAUAUUAUGUCAAUGUAGACAAACACUCAUGUACACUUAUGUAUUUGCAUACUAUUUGAAAAAAAAUAAUCAAUCUGUUCUUUUUGAGGAUAACCAACGAGAUUUGGAGAGUGCUACAGAAACUCUAUCAGAAUACCUAGAAAGAGAUAUUACUUCAGAAAAUUUAGCUGACAUCAAACAGAAAGUUCAAGAUAAAUAUAGGUACUGCGAAAGUCGACGAAAAGUUUUACUUGAGCAUGUUCAUGAAGGUUAUGAGAAAGACUGGUGGGAUUACACAGAAAAAUUGUGAACUAGUCACAUGUAUUGUGAUAUAAAAAUAAGUAUACACACAAAAUACAACACAUUUACAUAAACCCGAAACAUGCUUAAAAAAAAAAAAUAAUAUAAAAUAAAUUAUAUCUGAUAAAAAAAUGUACUAAUAAUAUUAAGUCAAAUUAU
Molecule: messenger RNA, 1928 nt
Organism: Sipha flava (yellow sugarcane aphid)
Lineage: Eukaryota; Metazoa; Arthropoda; Insecta; Hemiptera; Aphididae
Gene: ari-1
Product: potential E3 ubiquitin-protein ligase ariadne-1
Exons: 10
Coding region: 253-1779 (508 amino acids)
Biological process (GO): protein polyubiquitination; ubiquitin-dependent protein catabolic process; positive regulation of proteasomal ubiquitin-dependent protein catabolic process
Cellular component (GO): cytoplasm; nucleus; ubiquitin ligase complex
Molecular function (GO): ubiquitin conjugating enzyme binding; ubiquitin protein ligase activity; zinc ion binding
Source: RefSeq, a predicted model, not a curated record